AUGAUCCAAGCCGCGAAGAACACGAUUGCUGAGAAUUUGGGAGGUGCCCAUGCUCUUGCGCCAAAAGAGUCGCAAUUCUCUCUUGAUGAGGUUCCUGAUCUUUCUGGCAAAGUUGCCGUCAUUACUGGAGGCUCAGAGGGUAUUGGUUAUGGAUGCACACAUACCCUGCUAUCACACAACAUUGAGAAGCUCUUUAUCAUUUCCAAGUCCGAAGACAUCGCCAACGAUGCGAUCAAAGCAAUCACAGAAGAGAUGGGCGAAGAUAAGGCAAAUAGGGUGGAGAUUAGCGAGAAGACGGAUAGACUAGACAUUCUGAUCAACAAUGCCGGACGAGGUAUCAUGACAUAUCAACUGGCAAAGAACGGCGUCGACUUACACAUGGCCACCAACCACUUCGGUCACGUCGUGCUCACGUCUCAUCUCCUCCCUCUCUUGCAGUCGACAGCGGAGAAGGGUGACAAAGUCCGCCUUGUACAGCUUGGAUCCAACCUACACGAGAACGCGCCCAAGGAGACGCAAUUCGAGAGCCUCGACGAGCUGAACACGGACUAUGGCCCACAGCCACAAUAUGGUCGUUCAAAGCUCGCUGCGAUCUUGUACGCCAAGUACCUUGAUCGCCACCUGAAUUCUCAAUAUCCUAACAUUCUCUCCAACGCCUCGCAUCCCGGCAUCGUCGAUACCCGGCAGUCGGCUGUGCACAUCCACGAGGCGUAUCCACUUGGUGGCUAUGCAAUGAGCGUUGGUCUUGCGCCGUUCAAGAAGAGCCAAUUUGAAGGGUGUGUGAGUACGAUGUAUGCGGCGACGAAGGCGGAGAAGAGUGGUCAGUAUAUCUGCCCGCCCGCAAUUGUGGAGCAGGGUAGUGAAAAGGCAAAUGAUGUACAGUUGGGUGAACGGUUGAUGGACUUGACGUGGAAGAUUGUGAACCAGAAGACGAAGUUGAACCUAGGACCUCCGUCUAAAGUGUCAUAA
Molecule: messenger RNA, 969 nt
Organism: Cucurbitaria berberidis CBS 394.84
Lineage: Eukaryota; Fungi; Ascomycota; Dothideomycetes; Pleosporales; Cucurbitariaceae
Product: NAD(P)-binding protein
Exons: 2
Coding region: 1-969 (322 amino acids)
Source: RefSeq, a predicted model, not a curated record